Messenger RNA from Colius striatus (speckled mousebird), 1239 nucleotides. It is a transcript of the gene ST8SIA5, whose product is annotated as ST8 alpha-N-acetyl-neuraminide alpha-2,8-sialyltransferase 5. The record is from RefSeq and is a predicted model, not a curated record. Gene Ontology annotation, biological process: oligosaccharide metabolic process; N-glycan processing. Gene Ontology annotation, molecular function: alpha-N-acetylneuraminate alpha-2,8-sialyltransferase activity. NCBI's taxonomy places the organism in Eukaryota, Metazoa, Chordata, Aves, Coliiformes, Coliidae. The coding region runs from base 1 to 1239 and encodes 412 amino acids. The transcript is spliced from 8 exons.
AUGGGAUACACUGAUCCUUCCUCAAGCAGGGAUUUGCUGGGAAACAGAACUUUGUUCUUCAUAUUCAUCUGUGCUUUUGCCGUGGUCACCUUGCUGCAGCAGAUCCUGUACGGGAGAAACUAUCUCAAAAGAGGGCUGCAGUUUAGCUGGCAGAAUGGAGAGGAAUUGGCAAAUUGGACCGGCACCCUUAAUUUCACGGAGGACGGAGCAGUGAAGAGUGGCAGUGACACAGGCACCAGGUAUUUUGAGUUUUAUGAAGGGCCUUUGGAAUACAACUCUACCAAAUGCCUGGAAUUACGGCAGGACAUCAUUGAGGUGAAGGUUUUGUCAAUGGUGAAACAAACGGAAUUGUUUGACAGAUGGAAGAGCCUACAGAUGUGCAAGUGGGAGAUGAAUAUCACAGAAGCUAAUUUAUUCAAGUCUACUUUGUCAAGGUGUUGCAAUGCCCCUGCUUUUCUGUUCACCACCCAGAAAAAUACUCCCUUGGGAACUAAACUGAAAUAUGAAGUGGAUACCAGUGGGAUCUUCCAUAUCAACCAAGAAAUCUUCAAGAUGUUUCCAAAGGACAUGCCAUACCACCGCUCUCAGUUUAAGAAGUGUGCGGUAGUUGGGAACGGAGGGAUUCUGAAGAACAGCAGAUGUGGUCGGGAGAUUGACAGCGCAGACUUUGUGUUUCGAUGCAACUUGCCUCCUAUAUCUGAGAAAUACUUCACGGACGUCGGGGUAAAGACAGAUGUGGUGACUGUCAAUCCCAGUAUAAUUACUGAGAGAUUUCAGAAGCUGGAGAAAUGGAGGAAACCCUUCUACGACGUGCUCCAGGUCUACGAGAACGCUUCCGUGCUGCUGCCAGCUUUCUACAACACUCGCAACACGGACGUCUCAAUCCGAGUCAAAUACGUUCUGGAUGAUUUUGAAUCUCAGCAAGCUGUUUAUUACUUUCAUCCCCAGUAUCUCAUCAAUGUCUCACGCUACUGGCUGGGCCAAGGGGUGCGGGCCAAGCGGAUUAGCACCGGGCUAAUCCUGGUGACCGCUGCCCUGGAGCUCUGUGAGGAGGUCCACCUUUUUGGCUUCUGGGCCUUCCCCAUGAACCCCUCAGGGAUUUUUAUAACUCACCACUAUUAUGACAAUGUGAAACCUCGCCCUGGUUUUCACGCUAUGCCCUCAGAAAUCUUUAACUUCCUCCACAUGCACAGCAAGGGGAUCCUACGGGUUCAUACUGGAACCUGUAGCUGCUGUUGA